This is a messenger RNA of Erinaceus europaeus (western European hedgehog), 1340 nucleotides long. RefSeq names its product peroxisomal biogenesis factor 3 (gene PEX3). Gene Ontology annotation, molecular function: protein-macromolecule adaptor activity. NCBI's taxonomy places the organism in Eukaryota, Metazoa, Chordata, Mammalia, Eulipotyphla, Erinaceidae. The transcript has 12 exons. The record is from RefSeq and is a predicted model, not a curated record. The coding region runs from base 62 to 1180 and encodes 372 amino acids. Gene Ontology annotation, cellular component: peroxisomal membrane. Gene Ontology annotation, biological process: protein import into peroxisome membrane.
GGUUCGGUCCGAGCUCGGCCUGGAGCUGCGUCCCCGCCGCCGCCGUGGCCGCAACCGCAACAUGCUGCGCGCCCUGUGCGGCUUCCUGCGCCGCCACAAGAAGAAAUGCGUCUUCCUGGGCGCCGCGCUCGGAGGAAUAUACGUUUUGGGGAAGUACGGACAGAAGAAAAUGAGAGAAAUCCAGGAAAGGGAGGCCGCAGAGUACGUUGCUCAAGCACGCCGCCAGUAUCACUUUGAAAGUAACCAGAGGACGUGCAAUAUGACAGUGCUGUCCAUGCUCCCGGCGCUGAGAGAGACCCUGAUGCAGCGGCUCAGUUCCGAGAGCCUCACGGCCCUGCUCAAAAACAGGCCUUCCAACAAGAUAGAAAUCUGGGAGGAUCUGAAGAUAAUAAGCUUCACCAGAAGCAUAGUGGCCGUGUACAGCACGUGCAUGCUCGCCGUGCUCCUGCGGGUGCAGCUCAACAUCAUUGGCGGCUACAUCUACCUGGACAACGCGGCAGGCGGCAGCAGCGGCACAACAAUCCUGGCCCCUCCUGACGUCCAGCAGCAAUAUUUAUCAAGUAUCCAGCAUCUGCUUGGAGAUGGCCUGACCGAAUUGAUCACUGUCAGUAAACUGGCGGUGCAGAAGAUCCUAGGCAGUGUUUCCCUUAAACACUCUCUGUCCCUUUUGGACUUGGAGCAGAAACUGAAAGAGAUCAGAAGCCUGGUGGAGCAGCACACACCCUCUUGGGCCGGCCAAGACGAAUCCAGGUCUUUCCUGUGCUCCUAUUUGCUGCCCGACGAAGAGACUCCGUUAGCUGUUCAGGCCUGCGGGCUUUCUUCUAAAGAUGUCACGACUAUUAAGCUGCUCAAUGAAACGCGGGACAUGUUGGAAAGUCCAGAUUUCAGCACCGUUCUGAACACCUGCUUAAACCGCGGCUUCAGCAGGCUGCUAGACAACAUGGCAGAGUUCUUCCGGCCGACCGAGGAGGAGCUGCGACAUGGAAACUCCAUGAGCAGCCUGUCCAGCGUCAGCCUGCCUCUAGCCAAGAUCAUCCCCAUAGUGAACGGGCAGAUCCAUUCAGUCUGCAGCGAAACGCCCAGCCACUUUGUUCAGGAACUGCUGAUGGCGGAUCAAGUGAAAGACUUUGCCGCUAACGUGUACGAAGCUUUCAGCACUCCUCAGCAGCUCGAGAAGUGACUGCUUCCUCCAAGGAAGACGGUGGAAUCCUACUGCUUACAAAAUAGACUGAGUAAAUCAAAUAUAAUUAGGGUGAUGAUUCGUUACCAAGAUUCUAAUAAAAAUAUUAAUCAAGAUCUUCAGCGAAUAAUAAAGCAGACUCGUUUGGCAUCUGAAUAUA